Messenger RNA from Cuscuta campestris, 2400 nucleotides. The record is from the annotation of a GenBank genome assembly. Lineage: Eukaryota; Viridiplantae; Streptophyta; Magnoliopsida; Solanales; Convolvulaceae.
CCCGUGGUCGUGCUAAAGAUGCUUAGAGCAUGAAUUAAAAGUUCAAGCAACAUCUUUAGGAUGGGUCAGUCCGGCAUCCUAUUAUCUCUAGAUAAUAUGUGCCCAUGUGCGGAUGCGAACACACCGUCAUUGACUAUGAGACUAAGUCAAACAUCCAACACACACUAGUCUCACAUGCAUUAACGAUAUCCCACUCUCGUUAAUACUCGACUAUGGACAUUUAGAUAAAUAUUUAUUUCAAGAUGGAAGAAGGUGAAGAAAACUCCAUGUAUGUGGGUCACUGCAAAUCCGUGAUCGGCGUAGUGGGAGGAGCGGCGAUCCCUACUGAUUUUAGACGCAAGUACCUGAUUGGGACUAAUUUCAGCUCCAGUUGGGAAAAGCACGACCGGUAUGUCUACAGUGGCUCGAGAUUAAGCUUCAUUGAAUCUGCAGAAUGUUCAACAACAUCCACCCGAAACAUUAGUUUCAAAUUCCAGACUUUUAAUAAGCUUAAUUGUAGGGCAGUGUCCAAGGUUGAGGACAAUAGAACCAUAAACCUUUUCCUUGGGUCAAAUAAAUGGGGAUAUUUUGUGAAAAUCCAAGAGAUUAGAAGAGAAGGCAGUACAUUCCUUAUUAUCCCUUUUGACUCUACCUCUGAUGGCCCAAAACUUUUCACAAAGGCCCUCACCAUUUUCACCAAGAGAGCUUUCAAUCUUGAGGUAAGGUCUAAGGAGCCUCAGGAUUCACAGCUUCACUCUCCCAUUGGUAAUGUUGUUUCACCCAUACCUGCAAAUACAGGGCAGACUAUAAAUAUACAACAAAGUGGAGAUGUCACAAGUUCAGAGGUCUUAGUUGGUAAACCCACAGCCGAAGUGUUCCCACCCCUUCCUCGGAUAAUUCUUAGCCCUUAUGCUCCUGCCUUUGUGCCUGCUUUAUGCUCUUAUGCUGCACUUUUCACUCAGAAACAAGGAACCGAAGCUGAAACAGAACCGAAAGAAGACCCCUUUUCAAAUCUCAAUGGUCAAAAUUUGUUACUAUCCCUCAAUGCAGUGGAAGAUCACCCUAAGGAAAAGGAAGGACCCAUUCUUUAUACCCACUCCGAUGGGGAGGAUUUUGUAUUCAUUGAUACAAAGCUCAAACCUUUGCAAAUUGACUUUUCUAGAUGCUCAAAACACCCUCUCCAACUUCGUAAGGAACUAAAGGGCAGGAAGACGUACUCACCAUCACAAAUUGUUACGAGGAGUAAGGCUAAAAUCCUUGAGCAAGGAAGGAAAUUUAAUCCUAUCGGCUGGAUAGAAGAAGAAGACUUGUUAGAUCCCCAGGAAUCACAUGAAGACGAGAUCAAUGGAACAGCUAACAUAAAUGCUCUAAGAGCUGCUGCUGAAGGAGUUAAAAGAUUUGUAUACAUUUCGGCUGCUGAUUUUUGCUUUGUGAUUUACCUAUUACAAGGUUAUAUAUUAUGAGUAAAAGAGUGCUGCUGUAACUGAAUUUUUGACCCGAUAUACCUAUGGAGAAUUGAUUUUGAGACCUGGACUCAUCUAUGGAACUCGUCGUGUCGGGAGCAUGAAAUUGCCCCUUGGUGUAGCUGGAUCUCCUAUUGAGCCUCCCUGGUGUGCUAGCACAGCUGUGUUAGGAAGCUCCCUCUGAUUGGACGGAAGUACAAGGUACUGUUAAUAAGCUGGGACAUUGCACAUGAUGCUGGAAGUUGUUUUGAGGAUAAGGGACCUCCGCCGGAUUUUGGUAAAAGACUAAGCUGCUGUUUGCUCUAGUUUAGAUUCAUGCUUUUGGAUUUACACCUUUUGACUUUUUGUGAAUGUUUUCUUUCCCUUUGAUUUCGGCUUUUGUGUUGGAGCUGGCCACUCCUUUGCAUCUGAAGCUCCCUCUGAUUGGACGGAAGUACAAGGUACUGUUAAUAAGCUGGGACAUUGCACAUGAUGCUGGAAGUUGUUUUGAGGAUAAGGGACCUCCGCCGGAUUUUGGUAAAAGACUAAGCUGCUGUUUGCUCUAGUUUAGAUUCAUGCUUUUGGAUUUACACCUUUUGACUUUUUGUGAAUGUUUUCUUUCCCUUUGAUUUCGGCUUUUGUGUUGGAGCUGGCCACUCCUUUGCAUCUGCACGUAGACAAUAUAUUACGUAACUUACGCACUUAAGAAUAGGAAAAACAAUCAAAGGCCGAGUCGAUUCAUUUCCUUAACCACGAUAUGGAGGAUUGUCAACUCUCCACACGGCCCGGAGUCAUGCAAUUCAAAGGCCCAUUUUGAAAUAUACCUUAGAACCCCAACUCACCAAUCAAGCAUGAAAACAUACUUCCACUAUAGAAAAAGUUUAUAAAAGAGCGAAUUUUUUUUCAUUCUAACUCUCAUGCAUAAUCUAUUCACAAACCGCCAAUACCCUAUGCAUUUUAAUAAACUUUUUCUCCUAAU